GAUAUUUUAAUUUCAAAAAUCGCGGUAAAGGAUUACACUCAAACUGGUGAUCGAUCGCAGCAAGUGCCAUCGCUAAAUUCCAACAAUUUUCAGUGUUUACGUUUCGGAAAGUGCCACAAAAAUAAAACUUAAAAAAAGCCUACUUAAAUUGAAGUGGAAAUCUUAAUUCAAGUACCAACUGUAAUUGCAACUUAGUGAGCACCUGACGAUCACUCCAGUUAAGGUGAAGCAAGAGAAAUUUGUGCAAUUGGAGCAGCUGCGAAGCGCACACGCAAAAGAAACCAAGAGAUUGAGAACUACAUAGUUGACACCCAUUCCGCCGCGGCCAUGCAAAUCGAUGCGAUCGAGCUGCUGAUCACCUAGCUCUGCGAGUCAGACCCAGCAGCCGCAGCCGCAGCCUCGAAAUGCUGCUCAGCGAGACCCACUUUUGGACGACGCUGCGCGACGAGGUGCGCAUUAAGAGCAACGAUCUAGGCGCCUUCCGAUACCUGCGCCAGCGGGAAAAGGAGCAGGAACAGCAGGAUCUCACCACGUUGGCUAAGCGUGACUAUACGGAACGCCGCAAUGGACUGGCAGUGCUGAAGAACAGCAGUCGCAAGGCGGCUGGUCGCCUGAAGGAUAACCUAAAGAAGCUGGAGGAUCUACUGCGACAGCAUCGUAUCAUCCACUCCGAGUGGCAGGAUGCGGCGCAAGUGCUGCUACUCUUCGCCAACGGACUGAUUGCGCACAUAUGCGUGGACAUCUACACGGGUGAUAUAUUGCGCAUGGUCUUUGAGAAGUAUCUUGUGGGCAAGCUGGCCGCCGAGGUCAUCACAGAUGCCUUUUUCACCCGUUCCCACAUCGUCUUGGCCUACAAUACCAACCAGCUGACGGUGGUGCAUCUGCAGCGACCGAAUGCACGGUCACAGGGGCCGGAGAAGAUAGCCAAUAUGGAUCCGCGCAUCUUCCACGUGAUCAUACCGGGCGCCACGGAGCGCAAGUUGGCCCGCCACCUGGCCGUAAACGGUAGCUUUGAUCUCUUUGUGGUGUGGACGCAGUCAUCGCAGAACGAGGUCUACCCCUGGAGACCAACCAUCCGGGAUCAGGAUCGAGCCAAUAUACAUGUAUUCAAGAUCAAGGGCUUGCAGCUGGAAUCCAUCGCUUAUUGCUGGUCGGAGAACGAUCCCUUGUGCGUUGAUUUUCUGCGAAGCAGUGAAAGCCAAAUCAUCACGUUGGAGCAGAAGGUUUCCCGCAAGGGAGACAUCAGUGCUGAGAUCUGUUCGUAUGAGCUGGCCGCCGGUAAAAUGCAGCGCACCGCCAUUACCUCGAUACCGAUGGGCGCCCAAAUCUGCUCGUUUGCCUUCAGUCCCGACCAGGAGAAGCUCUUUCUGGGCAGCAUCGAUCGCAACAUCUGCCUGCAUGACCUCGUCCAGCAGUCAACAAAGUACGCCAACCAGAUCGAAAUUGUGCCCAAUCAAUGUGCCUGGCACUGUGACUCUGCCAUGUUGUUCGUGGCCAACGAGCGAUCGGUGCUGCAGUGCUUUGACCUGGCUCUGGCCACCAUUGGCCAUCAGUUGGUUAGCGAGAGUGUGACUCCAUCGAGCCUGUUGGACCUCUCGCAUUACUUUGUGGCCCAGCCUACUCUUCUGAGUGUCGCCUUCAGUCGGAAACCGGAUUUGAGCACAUUCAAGCACACCUACGCCCAAACAGAUUGCCUGCUCUUGCUAAUCUAUGAGCAGGGACCGCUGGCCUGCAUGCGGAUCUUUGGCGGCGCCGGCAUGCGCGGUGAUAUUCACAACUCUGGCCUAACUGCCGACGUCAUAGCGGACAAGUAUCUACGGCUGCAGCAGCCGGAGAGGGCGGUGAAUGUGCUGGCGGCACUAAACUGGGAGACCUACGGUGCCAUGUGCCUGAUAACGCUGCAUAAGAUAGCCAACUAUGUGUUCUUCGGCGGGGAUCAGCGUCGGCCGCGAAUCGAGCUGAUGGCCAGAGCCCUAAAGACAUUCGCCCGCACGCUUUCGGAGGAGACCAAGGAUGAGUUCAGCGACCAGGUGUACGAUUUGAAGCGACGCUUUUGUUUCUACCUGCUGCGCAAAAACCUAUUUGCCGAGGCCUUGGAAAUCGCUCAGGAUGUGGCUGACUAUGACAUAUUCAUGGAUCUGUACAAUCUUACCAAAUGUAUUUCUAGUUUGGGUGAAUUUGCACAGGUGGCGUUCAGUCAGGCAGCUGCCAUAAUCCAUGAGGAAGACCGUGCCAAUGGCAACCUCAGCCUGACCUGCGACUUGCGCUCGGAAUCGGCCUGUUCGCUGUCCACCUGCUCGGAUGUGCUGCGUGGAUCGGGUCAUAGUCAGCCGCAGGCCCUUAAAAACUAUGUGCCACCACUGCCCUCGUUUAAGUCGAAGGUGUUCAAUGCCGAGAUGAUUAAGAUUAACAUACCCAAGCCGGAGCUCAGGCCGCCAUUGCCCAAAAUUUCGAUAGUAACUCCAGCGACGGCCUCCUUAGCAGGACUCGGCCUGAAGAACAGCACUUUGCAGCCAGCGCCAGUGAAAAACUCCAGUUCAAAUGGCAACGUUUGGUCGCAGGAUGUACCGGACCAGACAGUGGGUCUGCCCAUGCCCAGCAGUCCGCCACCCCGGCCUCAGCCUUCCUCGAUCAUUCCGGACCAAAGCACGACACUUGGCCCGUUCAACAGCAUGCCAACAUUGCCACCUCCUGUAGUUUCAGUGGUCCCAGUGUCUUCGGCAGCCUACCAGCCCAAGUUCUACCAGCAUCCGCUGGUUUCUGGAAACAUUCCUGCCAUGUUACCCACGAUGAGCAGUGAGGAUUAUCAAAAGCGUUUGCUGCUCAAGAAGCCCACGGCAUCCAUACUGUCCAAUCCGGCUAACCCAGCUCCCAGCAAUGGAGAGGCGGGUGGAGCUACACCCAGUGCCAAGUCACAGACAGCCGAGAAGAACAAAGUCAAGUUCUCGGACACCAUACAGGUGGCUGUUGUGCCGGAGAUUCCACGUAAGGAGAAGCCCAUGCCACCGAAAAGAAAUGGUUACUCCAGACCCGCAGCGCGGCAUCUGACCAAUCCGAAGAAAGAACUGGCCGACAGCUUGCCACUUUGUCAUCCCAACGAUGAAUAUCUGAAGGAUUUCAAUCCCAUCACUACAAAUAUGACAAAGCCCCCGGCGCGACGUCGUGAAGAGGAACCGAAGCCGGGGAGCAGCAGCAAGAACGCCAAUAGCUCCUCCUCCUCGUCAUCCAUCAAGGUGGUGCAUUUCGGUGUGGUCUAAGCGGAUAAUUCUUAGCAUUAAAUGUUUGCCAAAAACGGAUCCUACUUCUUCUUGGAGGUGGUGGGGCC
Drosophila serrata is the source of this 3325-nucleotide messenger RNA. It is a transcript of the gene frtz, whose product is annotated as WD repeat-containing and planar cell polarity effector protein fritz. Gene Ontology annotation, cellular component: axonemal basal plate. Gene Ontology annotation, molecular function: protein binding. Gene Ontology annotation, biological process: establishment of protein localization; nervous system development; cilium organization. NCBI's taxonomy places the organism in Eukaryota, Metazoa, Arthropoda, Insecta, Diptera, Drosophilidae. The record is from RefSeq and is a predicted model, not a curated record.